AUGUCUUCUCGCGGUGCUACACCCGGUUCAUAUCAUAGAACAGGAACACAAGCUUCGUUAUAUCAACAAAUAUCAUUAGGUGUUCGAACAAAACCUAGACAAUCAUCCGUUAAUCGAGAAUACUUGCAUAAUAAACUAUGGAAAUUCUUUCGACUUGUUCGUCAUGCUGUUCGUGUUUGUUUAAUUGUUAGAAAAUAUGCUAUUGAAUCAUUGCGUGAUCAUAGAGAACAACUAUGUAAUAAUUCAGAAAUUCUCUUUGAUCUUAGUAAAUUUCGACGACCGGUUGAGGAAACAAUUGGAAGAAAUAUUCGAAAGAUUUUAAAAUCUGAUCCAGCAACAAGAACAGAAGAAGAAGUUCGUUUAGCUGUUGUUGGUUUGGGUCAAACUAUUUCAUCAUUUACAGAAUUUCCACUUCAACGACAAUAUGCUUUAGCACGUAUCGCUAUCUUAGAAGAAUUUGAAAGAGGUCGUGUAAUUCUUCGUGAAGGACAUCGUGCAGAAAAAUUUUAUUUAGUUGUGGAUGGUAUCACUGAUGUCUACAAAUUACGAGAAAAUCCGAUAACACAUACAUUUAGUUCAAGACUUGUUGCUGCACUUAAGAAAGGCAGUUCUUUCGGUGAGGUUGCUUUAAUUAAUGCACAGAGACGAACAGCAACAGUUUCUUGUCAUACUGAUGUGACAAUGCUUGCAAUUGAACAAGAAGAUUUUAUAAAAAUAUUUAUGGCAAAUGAUAGAGAAAAUGAACCAGAUUUUAUAACAUUUCUAAGACAAAUACCCGAAUUUCGUGGAUUUCCUAUUGAUAAAAUUCCACAUAAUAAUCCAAAUAUUUGUCAAGUUGUUUAUUAUCGAAUAGGAACACUAAUGUGUAAAGAUUCAAAUGAAGAUGAAUGGAUUUAUGUUAUUCGUACAGGUUCUUGUCGUGUUAUAAAAUCAUUAACACAAGUGACACCAAAAUUAAAAACAAGAAAAAGACCCGAAGUUAUUUAUGACAGUUUUGGUACAAAACGUAUUUCACAAUACAGUAUGGAAGCAUUAGGCACAUUUAAUAAAAUUAGACCAGUGAUUAAACCAGGUAAAUGUUAUACGGAAAUCGAACAAAUUCGUGUAAAAAGUGUUUUUGGUUUGGUGAGCGUCGUUUUCGGACGAUUAAAAAACGCACUUAGUGUUACAUUAGUCUCUGAUGGUGCUGAAUGUAUUCGAAUACGUAAGAGUUUUUUUAUUAAAAUGACACCAGAACCUUUAUUUGAUCGUUUACGACGUGAAGUUCGACCAUAUGUAACUGAUGAAGAUUUACAGAAAAAACUUCAACGUGAAGUCGAUUGGACAGCAUAUAAACAUUUACUUGUACAAAAAAUUUAUAAUCGAAAUAUGAAAAAUAAUUUAGCAACAUUUGAUUAUUAA
Molecule: messenger RNA, 1401 nt
Organism: Adineta steineri
Lineage: Eukaryota; Metazoa; Rotifera; Eurotatoria; Adinetida; Adinetidae
Source: the annotation of a GenBank genome assembly